Marasmius oreades (fairy-ring Marasmius) is the source of this 1002-nucleotide messenger RNA. RefSeq lists its product as uncharacterized. The record is from RefSeq and is a predicted model, not a curated record. The coding region runs from base 1 to 1002 and encodes 333 amino acids. Lineage: Eukaryota; Fungi; Basidiomycota; Agaricomycetes; Agaricales; Marasmiaceae. The transcript has a single exon.
AUGCUUCCCACCGAACUUUGUCAGGAAAUCAUCUCUACUCUCUGGGCGUCCCCUCUCUCGCCCUCUGAACGAGCUGCCUUUAUCAAAUCCUCUUUACUCGUUUCACGAACAUGGAACGCUAUCUUUACUCGUGUGUCUUCCCGGGACGUUCACAUCCUCAGUUCGUCCCACGGACUUCAAUUCAUUGAUCUCCUCCUCGGCAAUACUCGAACGUUCCAUCUGCAGUUGCUCGACCAGCUCUGUCACUCCAUAACCAUCCAGCACUCGAACAAAGCCCUCCUCCCCGGUCCGGAGAAUGAAAAAGACCAACCUUUAGGUCUAGUCAUCUACGCCAUCUUGGAUAUCAUUUUUAUGUCUCCUGACCGGUUACCCUCCCUCCGCCGCAUCUCGUUCAACCUCGAGAACUACCUCAUGGAAACCAUCUUUACUCGCAACAAAUUCCUCUACCUCCCGCCCCAAAUCGAAGAGUUGGAAUUCGGCUUUUCGUAUAGCGAUGAUACCGAUCCCUUGGUCAUCCAAGCUAUUAAAAGCCGGUCUUAUGAGUUAUUCGAUAUCCCGCCCCAUUCGAUGACACAUAUCCGGAAGUUGAGGGUGCUUGGAACAUCAAGCGGGGUCGCGAAGGAAUUACUUGAGGCUUGUGGCGGAUACAGCAAUCUUGAAUUGUUUGAGCAGGAUGCUUGGAAGGACGCCUCCGUCACUAAGACUUGGCAGACACCUGUCUUUUCGACUUCCGAAUCCUCUUCCUCUCCAAGCAUAAACUCGCCACCUCUAGUUCUUGAUGGAGACGAAUUACAAGCCGAUAAUGAGAAGGCAGACACCUGGAAUCUUGACUCGGAAAGUAAAAAUGCGGAUGGCGCCACGCUAGUCGAUGAUUCCAGUGCUAUCGAAGAAGCGCACUGGCCAGUGCACAAGGAAAAUAUGCGCGUUCGAAAUUUCUUUUCAAAGAGUAUUCUGAGGCGCGUCUUGCGCGUCUUUCGCAGACGACAGCAAGCACAAGAUUGA